Molecule: messenger RNA, 2588 nt
Organism: Tribolium madens (black flour beetle)
Lineage: Eukaryota; Metazoa; Arthropoda; Insecta; Coleoptera; Tenebrionidae
Gene: Kni
Product: knirps-related protein-like
Exons: 3
Coding region: 366-1355 (329 amino acids)
Biological process (GO): regulation of DNA-templated transcription
Molecular function (GO): sequence-specific DNA binding; zinc ion binding; DNA-binding transcription factor activity
Source: RefSeq, a predicted model, not a curated record
CGUUGUGGUGCAUCAAGUUACCCGUAGGGGACAACUGGGGACACCCCAUUACGACAUUAACGACAACAAUCGCCGUCACUACGAGUCAUUACUCCACUUCUUCUCAUUAGACCUUGCUCAAUAAAUGGACUCGAUUUGCCGAGUGUUAAGUGAUUAGAUUAACAUCACCUAAAUUGUGGGAUUUCAAAAUUAACACCAGUGAAAGUGUGGUUGUUUUUAUUAUUAACGAGUGUUAAAUCUUCGUUUAUUAAACUAGAUCACUCAGAAGCUCAAGACAUGUGCAAAGUGAUGUCGGCGAGAUAGUGUCGCGUGUGUCAUAGUACCUUGCAAGGACUUUAAGACAAUUAUUCACUUUUCAAGCUAAGAUGAACCAAACGUGCAAAGUAUGUGGCGAACCAGCAGCGGGAUUUCAUUUUGGAGCUUUCACGUGUGAAGGAUGUAAGUCGUUCUUCGGGAGAUCGUACAACAACCUCAGCUCCAUCUCGGAAUGCAAAAACAAUGGCGAGUGUGUCAUCAAUAAGAAGAAUCGGACGGCUUGCAAAGCUUGCCGACUGCGGAAAUGUCUGAUGGUUGGGAUGUCAAAAAGCGGCUCGAGGUACGGACGAAGAUCAAACUGGUUCAAAAUCCACUGCUUGUUGCAAGAACAGCAGCAACAGCAACAGGCAGGAAGUACGAUACAACCCGGACUAAAACCGCCCCAAAAGACCCCAUCGCCGCACCAACACUUAGGUUUAGGCCUUUUGAACCAGCCAUUCGGUCACCCUCUCAUGCAUCAUAUCAACAAAACCAAAGAAGAACUAAUGCUUCUUGGACUAGAUGAAUACAAAAACUCUGCUUCUCCUUCUGUCAGUUCUCCUGAAUCGCACAAUUCAGACUCUUCAGUGGAGAUUAGUGAUGCUAGGAGAAUACCCCUUUUCCCUGGAUUAAUCCCUCCAACAUUUCUACCUCCUCAUAGUCUACUCUUCCCUCCCGGAUAUCCGCCUUUAUACCCCGGUCUCCUCCAACCGACAAACAACAACAACCGAUUAAUGCGAAAUCACAACCCCGGAGUCGAAGCGUUCAAUAAGCGAGUCUUCCUCGAUGCUGUUUUACAGUCGCAGAGAUCUCCAACCCCGGAAGUGGAAGCACCACCUCCCGCCGAAUCACCCCUUCAGGAAGAUCCCAUAGACUUAAGUAUGAAAACACUGAGUGAACGAGGGUCGUCGCCAGCUCGCAGCGAUCGUUCAGAUUCAGUAGUAACGGAACAAGGUGCUGGCAGCGAAGCUGACGAAGAAAGUGACUGUGAGUCCGAGAAAGAAUUGAAAAGGAUAAAAUUAGUCAGACCCGCUCCACUGGACUUAACCACAAAAGUGUGAUAACUAGUGUAUUACAAAUUACCACUGUGUUCCAUUCAAGUAUUGAUUUAUUUAAGUAAGUCGAUGGUGUUAGACCAUCCUGAAAGUGGUCUAAUCACAAGCGUGGGAAAUUUUGAAGAUGCGCUAUUGAAAGGAUAUGACGUUGACGGAUGCCUGAACUCAACCAGGAACAAUACGGCAUUAAUGUGCAAGACUUAAUCAACGUGUUGACCUGCCUCACAAUUGGGUUGACCUCUUCAAUUGAUUGAUGGGCUAUCCUCGUAUCUGUAUAUCGCACAAAACAUCUUAUAUUCGCUCCUAUUUGCAGCUCGCUAAUCGUCUAUCAACUUCCAAUCUAAACGUAUCGUUAACGUAAUUAUUAAGCCGACUGUAGACCAUUAAUCUUGCCCCGAUGAUGGCAGCUAUUAGCGUCGAUCGUGUGCGCCUAACUGCAUCAUAAUGUAUUUUGCAUUAACAGAGAAGAAAAUCUUUGGGUGGCCCCAAUAAAAGGUUCAGAUCGGAUCACAUUCGAAUUCGAAAUUCUAGCGCAGCUAAAGCCACCUGAAUAUCCCUUGUCGUCAAAAUCCCGUGUUCAUUCGCAAACGAAAAUCUUAUGUUACCAUAAAGUAUAUUAUCUUAGUAUUUAAGGCACACCACUGCAGUUUUUCGUUCGUAAAGAUAAGUAUUUUCUCGACACAAUCUAUUUUUAUACCUUGAUGCUUGUAGAAAAUUUUGUAAAUACUAGCUUACUUUCAAUUAUUUAGAUUUAUUCAAUUUUCUAGUGAUAUUUUAGUUUAUUACUCAUUUAACAAAAUGUGAAUAUAGUUGGCCAGUAUGUAGUUGUAUCCUAUAAGCUUUUGUGAAAUUUUGUUUCCUUUUUUGUAAUUAUUGUGUAUAUAGUCUAAAUGAACAGUGCAAUGUUAGGGUUUAUUUUUGAUCUGUUUUUAAUUUAUUUAUAUCGAUGGCCGGCUUUUCCUGGCACAUCUUAUUUUAGUUAAUACGACUUUGUUAUGUUUCUAGUUCCACUGAAACACACUCACUUGGAGAGGCCACAAUUAGAUGGGCAUUUAAAAAAAUAUAACGUAAUUGUAUUUUAUAUAUUUAUCUGUUGUUGAUCAUUAUUGUGUUCUUUUGAUGAUUGCAAUUCCUGUUUGAUGAUCAGGGACUUGGGCCAGUUGAAUGUGCGAGAAUGAAUGUCAUGCAUGCAUGUGUACAAAACCGUUGUAUAAAAUUUUAAAUAAAUCAUAAAACAUU